AGACCGCUAUAUCGAUUUUGCACUUCUACGUGGCAUGUUUAAAACAACGCAUCGGGUUCCGUAAAAAAGACAUGAAGUUCAUAAUUUCCCGCUUCCAGAUCAUCCUCUAUCACUGCGCCCCCCAAAAUGUAGAAAGUAUGUGCACUUCUAGUAUAACAGAAAAGGUACAAAGUUUGGAAAUAUUCCGUCAGAGAACAGCACUUAGUUCGUUUAUAUAGCGCGUUUGGCCACAUGCGUGUUAACAGUGAUGAGCAGAUAGGAGUCAUAAACGGUCCUUCAAUUUAUCGGUCCGUUUAAAAGCAAUUGGUUUUCCCAAUGAAACUAGUUUCGACGGACCAAUCACAUUAUUCCACUGUGUUUACUGUCCGGCUGACUGGUUGACUAUUGAAAAACAAAACGAACGCGUUAACGACGUAACUAGUCGACCAAUGCGACACGACAUUCCUGAAGCCGAAGCAGUAUUACCAAGUAUAACCAAGUAUUACGAAUACCCUUGGCGAGCAGCGCGACCCUCCUUGGGAGCAAAUUGAAAAUCGGGGUUGGCGAGUGUAUGUACGUAGCCGGAUAUUUGCUCACAUCUAAUCGAAUAAUUAACGAAUAUUUUCAUAUUGAGACAGUUACGUGAACGGUCGACAAUAAAAUAAGAAUAACUUGAGGCAGAGAGUCGGCUGAGAGCGCGGAGCAGGUGCUUUUACAAGCGCCAUUUUUCGCGGCGAGACAACUGACGACGAAUCUUUUUCGGAAGUCAGGGAGAUAAUUCCCUUCAAAACCUUCAAGAAUGGCGGAAGAUCCUGAUACUUUGACGCUUGACGAAUGUGAUUUUGAAGUGGUAGACGAAUGUAUGGAAGAUGAAGAGUCACAGGUAGAUAAGAACACGAGUCAAUCCAGUGUUAAAGAAAAUAAAGAAUCUCCUCAACAAGCUCAAGAGGUUCAAGAAGUUAAAGAAGUUGAACAAAUUCAAGAAGUUGAAGAAGCUGAACAAAUUCAAGAAGUUAAAGAAGUUGAACAAAUUCAAGAAGUUCCAGAAGUUGAACGAAUUCAAGAAGUUCAAGAAGCUCAAGCUCAAGAAGCCAUUGCUGUUGAGGAUAAAAAUAUGGAGGUAACGGUACCUGAGGAACCUAGUACCGAAGAAGUCGAUAUACCUGCAACAAAUGAAGAAACUAAAGAGAUUCAAGAUGUUCAACCAAAGGAUGAGCAGAUGGAAGUUGAAGUCGAGGAAAUAAAAUUCAUAAAUGACAAACCUGAUGAAAAUAUGGAUGAUGUGGUGAUCAUUGGUGACAAUAUUGAUAAUGCGAUUACAGAAGAAAAACAUAAUGAUAAUGAUCAAACUGAACAGCAGAUAUAUAUUGAAGAUGAAAAUGCACAAAAUAAGACUACUGAUAAUGAGAAUAUUAGCAAUAAAAAUGUCACUAAUGAAAUUGAUUUUACUGCGGAUGUAUCGUUGGACCAAUUAGGAGAAUGUCAAAAAGAAAUGAACGAUGAAGAUGUCAUGAGUCAUUUGGAUGAGAUCGAGAACAUUGUGCUUGACCCUGCAAGUUUUGGACUUCAAGAGGAAAAUAGCGAGGAUGGAGAUGAUGACAAAAACAAAAAGAAUACUGGAGGAGAAUCUAAUAGAGAUAGAAAUGAAGGAGAAAUAGGAAAUAACUCAACUGAAAAUGCAAAUAAGCCUGCUGAGAAAGUACCUGAGUGGUAUGAAGAAAAGGUUGCAGGUAAAGAAGCUACAGUCAAAGAACGAUUAUCUAAACUUGCUCGUGUAUUGGAGUUUUCUUAUCCUUGUUAUAAAAAUUGGCUUAAACGAAAUGAAGCUUUAGGCGGAACCCCUGUCUGCAAGUUAGAAGCAGCCCGGCGCUGCCCAUUGGAUAAACCACACACUAAUCGUUGGAAAUUCAUAUGCAGCAGAAAGCCUGUACAGGACCCAUCAAAGGCGGACAAGGAGGACAGUGGACAAACAGUCUGGCGGCUGGGUCCGACUGGUCUGUGGAAUUCUAGUACCGAUAAUGCCUUCGAAUUUCCGCCUUUUGUAUUGCGCGCUGUUAAGGUAUUUGAGGAAUUUCUUCAGUCCCUGGAUCAGUUAGAAAGUACUGAACAACCCGAGAAUGCAGAGCAAUCUGAAAACAGUGCGCCGAUGAAUGAAAAUGCUCCCGUCGAAGAUAAGGAAACUACUGGUGAGGCCAAGCAACAAUGGUUGUGGCUUUUGGUUCGUUCCAAUAGAAACGACGAAUUGAUGCUGUUCGUUACUGGUCGAAACAUCAGCCGUAACACCAUGGAUCGCUUAAAGCAGGUCUUCGAGACGGGACGGGGAAAAGAUUGCAAAGUUAAAUCACUGUACUGCAAAUCCAUUGUCAAAGGUGAAAACACAGCAAACAGUACCACGACAUUUUUGGUUGGGUCCGAAGCUUUAGAAGAAACAGUGGGAGGAAUAAAGGUUCAAUUAGCGCCAAAAACGAACUUUUGGUCAAAUGCAACAGGAGCAGAAAGCUUAGGCAAAGCAGUUGCCGAUCUUCUAGCACCAACCCUGAAGACCACAGUCGUCGAAAUUGGAUGUGGCAUUGGUCUCAUUGGAUUGAUGAUGGCAUCUAAAUGCCACCAAAUCAUUGGACUCGAUUCGCCAUCUGAAAUUGAAGAGGCCGAAAUGACUAGUGAAUUAAAUAACAUAAAGAAUGCUUCAUUCGUUAUGGGCCAACCAUCUGAAGUAAUGGCAACAAUUGCCAAAGUAUUAAUGAACUGUAAAGCCGCAGCUAUCAUUAACGCCAACACUAGUAUCGGUCGAGAGAUCGAAGUGAUGAUAGCUCUUCGAAAAAUUAACUCUCUACGUCGAAUUGUAAUGGUUACUACAUUAACCAAACAGUCUGUCCGGGCAAUAUUGGAAUUAACUCGCCCAGCAGCCGAUGGUAUUGGCAAUCCGUUUAUGCCAAUUCGGGCCUGCGUGGUUGACACGUUACCUACAGGACCGCAUUUUGAAGUGGUUAUCUUAAUGGAACGUCGCCUGAUGCAUAAGCUCACACAACCUUGGGCGCCAGGAACGUUACCUAUCACAAAAGCUAGCAUGCAAAAUGCCAACAUUAAUGAUCAGAAUAAAAAAGGUGGUAUAGGUAUCAAUAGAAACCUAAAUAUCAAAGAAAGCCCUCAGAAACGCAAACGUCCAUGGGAAGAAAACGUAGGACCACGCGCGGAUAAGAACGACCUUAGAUCGAGACUAUCAGGCAACAAUCGCAUAGAAAUGGAUCUGGUCAAGGAACAACAAAAGCUUCUUGACCUAACCAAACAAAAAUUGAGUGGGCCAAACGCUGAAGUGGCAACGGCAAAAGAGAUGUUGAACAAGGCUCUGGAGUUAACGAAUAAAAUACAAAAUCAACUCCCACGAUCGGUGUGGGACCGGAUCGAACCGUUGGACAAAGACAGUCGUCCAAAUGAGCGUUUUGUCCAGGGACCAGACCCAGAAGAAGAGUUGGUUGCUUCCGCCUAUAGAGUAUUUGAGCCUCCUCAAAACAUUCAGCGGAAGUAUCAUAAUAUCGCUCCUCAUGAGCCUAAUCUCAAAGUGCCUCUGUCGGGCGAUGAACCCGCAGGUCGACCUUUCUUGGCGGGUCCAGCCGAUCAGCAACCCAGAAUGUCAAAGCAAAGAAGAAAGAAACUGAAGGCUCGUGCUCUGGCCCUGGCGCAGAUACAAGCCAAGGCUCAAGCCGAAGACGAAAAUUGGAACUCUCCGCCGCCAUUCAAGAAAACCGCAUUUUCACCUCCUAGGCGUCGAGUAUCGCCGGUGAGAAGAAUCUCUCCCAAGCGGACGCUGCUUUCACCGCCUAGAAGACCUUGUUCUCCUCCUAGAAGACAUUAUUCCCCAAGACGCGAAUUAUCUCCAUAUGGACUAUCACCACCAAGACGCCAAAUGUCACCUAUGCAUCGUCCUGUAUCCCCGCUUCGCCGACCGAUGUCGCCGACUCUUCGUCGACACGUUUCUCCUCUGCAGCAUCGUAUGUCUCCACCGCGGCAUCAUAUGUCUCCACCUGGACGUCAGAUGUCUCCGCUCCGACAUCACAUGUCUCCACCUAGACGUCAAAUGUCACCGAUGGGUCGGCCUAUGUCCCCGAUGCGACGUGGUAUGUCUCCACCUAGGAGGCAGGCGUCACCUCUUAGACGACCCAUGUCACCAGGCAUGCACGGCGACCUACCUGCGCAAUACAGAAGGCCUCUUUCACCUUCUGGUCGACAUAUGUCACCACCUAGACGAAUUUUGACUCCGCCAGGGUUAAUACUUUCGCCUAGGCGUCAAAUGUCUCCCCCUAGGCGCCAAAUGUCGCCCCUUAGACGACAAAUGUCACCGCCUAGGCGUCAAAUGUCCCCCAUAAGACGAAUGGCGGACGAAUGGGAUAUACCUAGUCGUGGAGCUGUAGAGCAAAGUGGAUGGCAAUCACGACCUGUUGAUCGCAUGUCUGAUCACAUGCCUGAUCGUAUGUCCGAACGUAUGCCCGAACGUAUGCCUGAACGUAUGCCCGACCGUAUGCCCGACCGCAUGCUCGACCGUAUGCCCGAACGUAUGCCCGAACGUAUGCCCGACCGUAUGCCCGAACGUAUGCCCGAACGUAUGCCCGACCGUAUGCCCGAACGUAUGCCCGACCGUAUGCUCGAACGUAUGUCCGAACGCAUGUCUGAACGUAUGCCUGAACGUAUACCUGAACGUAUGCCUGAAAGGAUGCCCGAACGCAUACCCGAACGUAUGCCCGAACGUAUGCCGGAGAAGCACUGGUCGGAUGAAAGACCGGGACCAACUUGGGAACGUCCUGGCCCAAGCGAGUCCUUCAGAGAUGGCAAAGAAUCUGGUAACGAGGGAAUGUGGACCAGCGGAUCUGGGGAUGUCUGGACUAAAAAGUCGACGAUGAAUCGAUGGUCCACUGGAAAUUCGAGCGGACCAGGAGGGGACACCUGGAACACCCGUCCCAAAGAGGCCUUCCCUAAGCCCAGCUUAAGAAACGAGCCUCGUUGGGAACCUCCAGCACCGGGAACCACCGAAUCCUGGAAGCAGUCGGAUAAAGACGAAUGGAACGAGCUCCCCGAGGAUGCCAGAGAUCCUUGGGGCGAUGACGUUAAUACUUCAACUCCCAAGGAACGUUGGAACAAGUUUGACGCUCCCAGCAGCAACAACCCUACGUGGUCUAGACCAGGAGAAAAGGAGAUGACCGAAUCGUGGUCGAAACCUAACGAUGGUUGGUUCAACAAGGGACCCAGGGCAGCACCUCCUUCGGCAAACAAACCACCAUGGCAAUUUGAAGGACCUCAAAGCUCCAACCAGGAACAUCGUUGGGCUCCACUCAACGACGCUGCCAAGAAAAGUGCUCAAUCUGGAAAUUGGCAGGGAUCAACUUCUCUUACUCAAAGCUGGCAGUCCCAAAAUCUUUACUCUGGUCAACAGCAACCAUUUUCCAAUAUAAGUCUUUUUAAGGACAGGCGCUGAUUCGCAUACCCAGGAUCACGAUAUCACUAAACAAGACAUGUUUCCCUAUUACUGAUUACGUUAGAAUAGUUUAUUGCCGAAAUGAUAAUGCAACGUAAGAUUCUUACGUAAACCCAAUUAGAUGUUACUCUGUGGAAUAAGUUCUGUUGUCAUUUUUAAAUCACUUAAUCGUACAGGAUUAUAAAAGGACGAUCAAAAUCUAAAGUUCUGACCUAACUUUAGUGUUUUUUAACUUACAGCAGUAACUAAGUUUUAGAGCUACAUCACCAGUCAUGUGUACUAUUUCUUCAACCAAUACUUUUAUCAGUCGGGAAUUUACGUUUGAUUAAUUGAUACCGAUUCCAUGUUUUAAUAAUUCCAAGAAAUGUUCGUCAUUAGUUGUUUCGUUAUCGGAAUGUUUUUGAAACAUUAUAAGAUGAGAGACGUAGUUUUUUGUUGCAGUAUCUGAUGCUUAAUUAUACUGGAAUUAAAUCAUCGAUAAAAAUGAAAA
This is a messenger RNA of Orussus abietinus, 5936 nucleotides long. RefSeq lists its product as uncharacterized. Gene Ontology annotation, biological process: RNA processing. Bases 779 to 5446 code for a protein of 1555 amino acids. Gene Ontology annotation, molecular function: RNA methyltransferase activity. Lineage: Eukaryota; Metazoa; Arthropoda; Insecta; Hymenoptera; Orussidae. The record is from RefSeq and is a predicted model, not a curated record. The transcript has 10 exons.